Molecule: messenger RNA, 4644 nt
Organism: Porites lobata
Lineage: Eukaryota; Metazoa; Cnidaria; Anthozoa; Scleractinia; Poritidae
Source: the annotation of a GenBank genome assembly
AUGACAUCAGCUUACUUCCGCCCAUCUACCUACAUGCCCGUACAUACUGUGAGCGUAGGGUAGGGGGGACUUAGAAAGGAGGAGAAAGGGAGUCCCUGACAUGCACUUUGUCGGAAUCUUGCCUUUGUCUUGGCGUAGGAUUAACCAGUUUAGAGGCAGUAGUAUAGGACAUGGGGGUAGGAGCGCAUUUUUCAUAUUCCGGAAUUCCUGGAAGUGGCCAAAUGGGUUUUUCCUGGAAUUUGGGGGGAUCACGUGACCUGAUCGAGGCUUAAAGACAUAUAUCAUAUCGCAGAAAUCAAAGCUAGACUAGAUAUUUACGAGAAAGACACUUGCGACUUGAAGGUGAGCCUCGAGUUCUCCCAGAAAGAUAUCAAGGACUUGAAACCAUGCUCAUCCCGACUGCAUGAGGUCGAAGAAGAGAUUGAAAAGAUGUGCGGUUCCCUCGAUUACCACACUGAUAAGAUCGAAUAUCUGGAGAACCAAAGUAGAAGGAGUAAUAUUCGAAUAGACGGCAUUCGAGAGGAAGAAGCAGAAACUUGGGACAACACCGAAACCAAAGUAAAGGAGAUACUCAAAGAGAAGCUUAACCUCAAUGAAGAACCGGAUAUCGAGCGGGCUCAUCGAGUCGGCAGAAGAGCAAAUGCUACAACUGGCUCCGUAAGACGUCCAAGGACCAUCGUCUGUCGCCUCCGCGAUUGGAAGCAAAAAGAACUGAUCAUCAGAAGUGCAAGGAGAAUCAAGCCCCUGGAAUUUUUGUUAAUGAAGACCUGGCACAAGAAACCCUUGACAAGAGGGAAGAGCAGCGUCCUAAGUUUGAAGAAGCGAGAAGAAAUGGGAAAAUAGCCUAUUUCGUUUUAGACAGGCUGGUUAUUAAAGACAGAAUUGAGCGUCCCAGUUAAGUAGCUGUGUAGUUUUGUGCUUUAGCUUUCUAUAAUUUUUAUAGUACGUAUUUAUGUGUUUAUUAUUUAUUAGCCAUGGCUUCGAUUCCUGAUCACACUUUACCUUUUAAUGCUUUUAGACGAUUAUAGUUUUAACCUUGCAAUUUACGAACUUCAACAUGGCCCGGUCCGUUAUGAUCCUGACAGACUUUCCAGCCUAAAUUACGAUCCUUUAUUUUCAAGUCACAAUCUUUCCCUAACUUUCGUUCUGACGAUAUAGAUCCUGAUGUUAAUUUCUGCACAGACGACGUCCACUGUGAUUACUACAUUGAAGACAAAUUUAACGAAAUGUUGAGAAAUGAUAAUUUAUGUGAUGAAGAUUUUUCGCUCCUACACCUAAAUAUUCGUAGUCUUCAACGUAAUCUAAACAGCCUUUCUAUUCUUUUGACAUGCUUGAAUAUUAAGUUCUCUUUAAUUGGCGUUUCUGAGACUUGGCUAAAUGAUUAUUCCCAUUCAGUAGACAUAGAUGGUUUCAAUUUUAUUCACAAACAUCGCCCAAAUAGAACUGGUGGUGGUGUUGGCUUAUAUAUUUCUGACAAUCUCGAUUUUAAAAUUCGCUGACUUGAGUUUUGACGAUAUUGAUGUUGCAGAAUCUUUGUUUAUUGAAAUAUCAAGACCCUAUGGGAAAAAUAUUAUCGGUGGUGUUAUUUACAGGCCACCUAAUCAGAGAGUUGGUGAUUUUGUGUCAAAACACAAUGAUCUGUUAGCGAAAAUCUCUAGAGAGAACAAAAUAUGUUUUAUUAUGGGUGAUUUCAAUUUGAAUUUAAUUAACUUUCAACAUCACCAAAACACUGGCGAAUUCCUUGAUGGAUUGCACUCGUAUAUGUUUUUUCCCAUGAUAACACGUCCCACCCGAAUAACUUCUCACACCGCAACAUUGCUAGAUAACAUUUUCGCAAACACAUUUUUUGAUCACUCGAGAAGUGGUUUAUUGAUUACUGACAUCUCUGAUCACUUACCUGUUUUUUCGAUUCAUUCAAAUAAUGACUCUUCCAACAGCCACGCUCAUGACCCAGUGGUCAUUCGAGACAAUAAUAAAGAAAACUUAGCGAGUUUUCUCGAAACGCUAAAACAAAUUACCUGGUCCUCCCUUGAUGGUUAUCAUGACCCCAAAAACGCGUAUAAUAGCUUUAUAAAGAAGUAUUCGGAAAGUUAUAAUGUGUGCUUCCCUGUAAAAAAAUUAACUAGAAAACAGUCCCGUUUAAAUAAACCGUGGCUAUCCAAUGCGCUUAUUAAGUUGAAUAUAAUGGCCACCGUUCGUUAAGAAAUGAAAUCUCUUGUGGGGUCCCUCAGGGUUCUAUCCUCGGACCUCUAUUUUUCUUACUGUACAUUAACGACAUCAACAAUGCUUCUAAUCUAUUAAAUCUGAUAUUGUUCGCUGACGAUACCAAUGUAUUCAUGUCACAUAAAGAUCUGAACCAUCUCUCAGAUAUGUUAAACUUGGAGAUGGACAAACUGUCAAUCUGAUUUAAAGCAAACAAGCUUUCUCUAAAUCUUAAAAAGACUACAUUUAUGGUCUUCAAACCAAGACAAAAGCGUUCAAUUUGUAAUAUUCAAAUAAGUAUAGAUAAUCAAAAUAUUGUUAAAGUAAAGGAGACAAAUUUUCUAGGCGUAAUUUUGGAUGAAAACCUAAAUUGGAAGUCGGAAAUAUCUCACGUUGCAAGUAAAGUUGCGAAGUCAAUCGGUAUAAUAUCUAGAUGCAGCUUCUUUCUUCCUAAAUCGUCUUUACGUAUGCUCUACUAUUCCUUAAUUUAUCCUUAUUUUUACUACUGCAAUAUCGUUUGGGCUUCGACCUAUAAAACUAAUCUCCGCCGCCUUGUUAUCCUGCAAAAGCGCAUUAUUAGAAUUAUUAAUAAAUCACAUUUUAAUGCUCAUACUGACCCCAUCUUUAAGGACCUCGGUAUACUAAAAUUUAAUGAUAUCCAUUUGCUUCAACUGGGCCAAUUUAUGUAUUCUUGCAAAAAAUUCAUUCUUACCUCCAAAGUUUAAUAACAAUUUCUCUCAAAGCAAUCAAUUCCACUCUUACAAUACAAGAAAUUCCCAGGCCUACCGUCUACCGUAUUGUCGCACAAACACGAAGAAGUUCUCGCCCCUUUUUUCAAGGGCCUAAGUUUUUAAUUCACUUGACAACAAGAUCAUCAACUCUCAAUCCCUCUCCUCUUUUUAAGAAAAAACUGAAGAUUAAAUUAUUGAGUAAGUAUGAAAACAGUUUAUAAAUCUUUCCAUCUUCGACUUUUCGCCUUCUUCUCUUCAAUUGAUGUGAAACAGCUCUAGCUCAUAGUUCGAGGAGGCCUAACCUCUCAUAAGCUCCUAUAGUUUCUGUUAGGUCUCCUCGCCACUUCUUUUUUUUUUUUUCUUCUUCUUUUCCUAUAUUUUUUGUAAUUAGUGUGGCAAAUAAAAUAAAAUAAAUAAAUAAAAUAAAUAAAUAUCAUUAUAUUAAUGAGCGCAGAUAUUAGAAAUAUUAUAUAUAUAUAUUAAUAAUAUAAUGAGCAAUCGUAAUGAACUAGUCAGAAGGCUAUUAUCUGGAAUCAAAAUGAGUGAACUCCAAAAUCUGGUUAAUAUAAGGGAAGAAGCGAAUCGCCCUAUUCCCCCUUAAAGAAGAAGAAGACAACAACAAGAACUAAGGAGAAAUGUCCAACAAUUAAUACAGGAUUUUGAGGAUAAUCCUAUUCCACAAUAUCGGCCUCGUCCUGCACCUCCAACAAAGAAACAACAACCAGUACUAGCCCCUAGAACACAAAUCAGUGAGAAAUGAAGGGCUAUGAAUGGUUAUACUAGAUUAUUUGAGAUAUCAUUAAAGUCUGAUAGAGAUGCCUUAGUACAGCUACAAAAUACUAGACUGGCAAUUACUAGAUUGUUUGAUACUAUACUUAGUAAUACAAAAGGUUUCAAAUUUUGGGGAGACUCUUAAGGUUUACUUUUAUUAAAAGAAAGGAUGAUAUUAAUGCAAAUAAGCCACCCUAUUCUAAUAGUAGGGCGCAGAUUGUCAUUAAUCCCAAUGAUUUUUUACCAAGCCUAGAAUUAUCACAACAGCAAAUAUUGAAUGGAAAUGGUGUAUGGCUGGACUAUUUUUAACAUUGAUGAGCACUAUAUUAAUACUGUUGUGUAUGAUGUAUUGAAAGGUUCCUCUUAUAUACCACUACGACGGAACUUAGUAAUUCAAUCAUGGGAUUAGUUAGCAUUAAAGAUGAAGAUAAUGAGUGUUUCAGAUGGUGUCACAUCCGCUAUUUGAACCCACAGAAAAAAGAUCCCCAGCGGAUCAAAAAAUCAGACAGAGAAGUAUUGCUAGACUUGGAUUAUGAUGGUAUUGAGUUUCCUAUUAGUAUAAAAGAUUAUGCUAAACUUCAGUGGAAAGAUACUGUAAAUAUUAGUGUUUUCGGCUAUGAGAACAAACAAUUUUAUCCUAUUUGUUUCCAAAGAGCGUAACGAGGAAGUUUUGAACCUACUGCUUAUAACGGAGGGCAAGAAGAAACAUAAUGUUCUUAUCAAGGAUUCUAAUAGCUUACUGUAUAAUAAGACCAAACAUAAGGAGAGAAAGCAUUUUUGGGUGCACUGUCUCCAAUGUUUUAGUACUGAAGAGAUACUUUCCAAUUAUAAGACCAACUGCAUGGUAAUCAAUGGUCAGCAGUCUAUCAGGAUGCCACAGAAAGGGAAUAAUAUGUUACAGUUCCAAAAUUAUCCUAGGAAGAUGCGGUACCAUAUGUAA